This is a messenger RNA of Macaca mulatta (Rhesus monkey), 3719 nucleotides long. The record is from RefSeq and is a predicted model, not a curated record. Lineage: Eukaryota; Metazoa; Chordata; Mammalia; Primates; Cercopithecidae.
UAGGAUUUUCAGAAUGAUAAAUGAGUAUGGGUCUUAGGAUUUUCAGAAUGGUAAAUGAAUAUUGGCUUCAUUAGCUCGUAAGAGAGUCAGCUUGCCCCCUGAAGCUUUGAAGCCAAGCAUUGAUGUCUCCCCUCCAGCUGUGAAAGUCCUAGAUGGCUUUUCCAAUAGAAGGCGGUUUUGCCUACAUUGAAAAUGUGUUGUUUAAUGUAGCCACCCACCUUCACCAGUUAUCUUGCUGCAGCUUCUACAUCAGCACUUGCAUUUUUACUUCGUGUUUUUAUUUUUAUUUUUUUAUUUUAAUUUUUUUUUUUUUAAUCAGCAGUAAGGCUGUUUCAUUUGCUUGAUGUUCGUGGGUUCGCUGGAGUAGCAGUUUUAAUUUUCUUCAAGAACUUUUUCUUUGCAUUUACAACUUGAGUAACUGUUGAGUGCAAGAGGCCUAGCAUCUGGCUUAUCUCAGGUUUUGAUGUGUCUUCCUCACUAAGCUUAAUCAUUUCUAACUUUCGAUUUCAAGGGAGAGACCUGUUACUUUCACUUGGAGAAUAGGGAGGCCUGGGGUGGGGGCAGGGCUGUGGAGGAAGUCAUUAAGUUUGCUGUCUUCUAUGGUUGUGAUUUGUGGCACAACAAAACAGUUACAAUAGUAAUACGAAAGAUCACUGAUCAUAGAUCAUGAUGACAGAUAUAAGAAUAAUGAAAAAGUUUGCAAUAUUGUGUGAGAAUUACCAAAAUGUAACACAGAGACAUAAAGGGAGCACAUGCUGUUAGAAAAUAGUACUGAUACACUUACUCAACUCAGGACUGCCUCCAACCUUCAAUUUGUAAAAAUCCAGAAUACCUCAGGAUCCACAAAGCAUCAUCAAAUGAGGUAGUAAGCAUUAAUAAUGUCUUUCAUCUUUGAGUGGAUCUACAAUGGCUUCAGCAGUGUGCUCCAGUUCCUAGGACUCUACAAGAAAUCUGGAAAACUUGUAUUCUUGGGUUUGGACAAUGCAGGCAAAACCACUCUUCUUCACAUGCUCAAAGAUGACAGAUUGGGCCAACAUGUUCCAACGCUACAUCCGACAUCAGAAGAGCUAACAAUUGCUGGAAUGACCUUUACAACUUUUGAUCUUGGUGGGCAUGAGCAAGCACGUCGGGUUUGGAAAAAUUAUCUCCCAGCAAUUAAUGGGAUUGUCUUUCUGGUGGACUGUGCAGAUCAUUCUCGCCUCGUGGAAUCCAAAGUUGAGCUUAAUGCUCUAAUGACUGAUGAAACAAUAUCCAAUGUGCCAAUCCUUAUCUUGGGUAACAAAAUUGAUAGAACAGAUGCAAUCAGUGAAGAAAAACUCCGUGAGAUAUUCGGGCUUUAUGGACAGACCACAGGAAAGGGGAAUGUGACCCUGAAGGAGCUGAAUGCUCGCCCCAUGGAAGUGUUCAUGUGCAGUGUGCUCAAGAGGCAAGGCUACGGCGAGGGUUUUCGCUGGCUCUCCCAGUAUAUUGACUGAUGUUUGGACAGUGAAAAUAAAAGAGUUUUACUUCUCUGGACUGAUCCUAUUCACAGCUUCCUCAUGAACUUUUCUAAUAGAACAAGGAAAGCUCUCCAACCAUGUCUGGCGUUGAGAAGCCAAGAGUCUCUGUCAACUCUCUCAUUGCCCAGUGGUGACAUGUGCUCUUCUCCACACUGUUGGGAGGUAAUGCUGCCCCACGUGCUGGUGCAGGUCAGUAUCCCGGGACUUGGAAGCUGGCAGGAUUUGCCGGGUAAAGCUGUGUGCCAUCAUGGGGCACCUGAAAAGAAAAACACGUCUCACCACUGUGGUUGAUUUCAAAAGAAACUGAUUCUAUUUUUUAAAGAAAGUGUUGUUAAUGUAAUUGGUAUCCCUCCUAACUUUUUGAGUUCACAAUUUACUUGGUCCAGAGUUUUCUAUUCUUUUUUUUUUUUUUUUAAACUAAUGAAUGACAUUUAGAUACUUCAUAAAAUUAUGAACAGAUACACAUUGGAAACCAGAGCUCAUUUGGGUGAACUUACUCCUGCUGAGUUAGCAGGUUGGUGAGAGAAGCUCCCCUGAGCUCACCUGUCUCUCUGACUGCCUUGGAGUAGGUGGCAUAACCUUGUGCACAGAGAACUAGAAAAGGGGCGGAACCCUGGCCUUGAAGUUUUGGCAGGUUUCCACUGUGGUAAGCUAGGGUCGUUCCUCAUCAAGGAAUGUGUAGCAGAUUGUUCACUGUGGAGGAGUUAAUUAUAGAAUGGGUUAUUGUUACUAUUCUUACUCAUGAAGUUACAGAUUUCAGCCAGUCUUUGCUUUUAUACUUGUGAAAUUUAAUUUCUCUCUAUAGCACCUUUGUUUUUCAUUUUCAGUUAUAAAAAGUGACUUUCACCUCAUAAAAGCGUUGAGAACAUCUCUCAUGUCACAUACUGCAGGUGCAUCAGUUACUUUUGCACAGAUUCUAGGGGGACGUUUUUCUGAAUAGGAAGACAGGACAAAGUUAACAGCUUAAGGGCUCUUAAUUCUGUGAGUUGAGGACUUGAAAGUAUUGUAGCACUUGUUUGGAUCCAGGAAAAAUGUACUCAGUGGGCUUUAAAAUUUCCAUUUUCAGAAUUGGUCUCUCAGGCUGUUUCUGAGCUCUUUUUCUUACAUUUUUUCUCCUUUGGUACCUAUUUUAUUAGUGUUUAAAGUAAAAGUUAACAUCUGUAGCUUUUCCAGGUUUUUUUUUUUUUGUAUGAAAUUGUCUUUCUCCAUUGCAGAAAUAAGCUGGGGGAACACUAACCCAAAAACUUUCUGUAGAGCUGUUCCUUUGGAGGCAGCAUCAUUUAUUGGCAGUAAAGACUCAGUAUAAAAGCACCAGCAUCCCUACUAGGGUGAUGGGGAUUAAUUUUAUAGCAUUCCAUUUUCCUAGUGCCACAUGUGAAAUUGGAUUUUGAUGAUCUUAACCUAUAUUCUACCCUUAUGCUAAAAGAUCAAAAGAUAGAUCUCCUAGGAACAGAUUGGAGAUAGGAGAUGAAAAGUUGGGAGGAUGUCUUUAUUCUAAUGUGAGGGUAGGGAAAUGUGGAUAACAUUACUGUGGUGAGAGAGGCAUCGUUCUUUAGUUGGAGUUCUCAUUCUUAUUCUCCAGUACUGACUGGAGCAUACUUUUUCACUGCCAGGUACUGAAUGCAGAGGCUCAGCCAAGUAUAUAUGUGGGAAGUGCAUGCAUUUCGUUAAUAGCAAGCAUAGCUGGAUUAAGACAAAAUUGUUGGUUUGGAAAGGGGUUAAAGCCUUAAGUGAACAAAUCUAGCUAACAGUGAAUGAACUAGGUAAUUAACUUGCAUAUUUUUAAUUUCCUUUGGUUAAAGAUCCCCCAUACUUCUCUAUUGGGAGAAGUAUGAUUACUUCAGUGUUAGUUUUCCUAAUUUUUUUUUUUCCUAUUUGUCCUGUGUCUCUUUGUUGCAAGUUAGAAAUCUGUGGGUUCUACAUAGGGCAGCUCUUUGUGAAAGUGGGUUAUUCCACUGGAGAAAGGGGAUGGAAAAUCAGAACCAAUGUAUUUCUUGCCCCACGGAACACUAUUCCUAUAAGAUAGCUGAAAGAAGCUGCUGUGAGGAGCUCAGCUCCAAACACAGGAUCAGCACCUUGUACAGGAAUUCCCAUGAAUUAUGACUUCUCAUUCUGUUUUAUCAGAGUGCAUAUAUGUCCUAUUUCAGGAAAAGUAAAACAGUCAUUUACAAAAGAAAGUCAAUCUGUAUCCUAAGCAUUUUAAUAAAAAGUUAAAACAAA